Salvia splendens (bonfire salvia) is the source of this 369-nucleotide messenger RNA. RefSeq lists its product as uncharacterized. Bases 1 to 369 code for a protein of 122 amino acids. The record is from RefSeq and is a predicted model, not a curated record. The transcript is spliced from 2 exons. NCBI's taxonomy places the organism in Eukaryota, Viridiplantae, Streptophyta, Magnoliopsida, Lamiales, Lamiaceae.
AUGGAUGGAAUUGGAACUGGCCUCGCCAUCCGAGGGUGGCAGAACCCUACCGGCGGCUCUCGGGGUGGCGGUCGCGGCAGCAACGGUGGUGGUCGCGGCAGCAACAGUGGUGGUCGCGGCAGUGGCAAUGAUAGAAAUCGGCGAAAUUGGUGGGAAGAGAAGCACGGCAAGCCGCCGCAACCGCAAACACCAUGGAACCGUGGCGGGCACGCCGCCGCAGCAGUUGGAGGCGACGGAGGCAACGCCGUGCAGGGGGUCGCGCAAACCGCCGGUGCUGUCCAGCCAGGAGGAAGGACCAGAAAUGAAGCUGCUCAGCCGGCGAAUACAACCGGGGCAGCAAACUUGUUGCCAGCGGAAGUGGGAGUGUAA